Messenger RNA from Bipolaris victoriae FI3, 1659 nucleotides. RefSeq lists its product as hypothetical. The record is from RefSeq and is a predicted model, not a curated record. The transcript has 3 exons. Lineage: Eukaryota; Fungi; Ascomycota; Dothideomycetes; Pleosporales; Pleosporaceae. The coding region runs from base 1 to 1659 and encodes 552 amino acids.
AUGAUUAUUGCAAAAGAUGACGCUCUUGAUUCAUUUCCAGAAUACAGGCUGGAAAACAAAGACCUCGGGCAGCUUAUCGGACUCGCGAGAGGGGACGAUGUAGUUCAAUUCCGUGGUAUCCCGUUUGCUACCAUUCCGGCGCGGUUUCGCCAGGCGCGUCUUCUGGAGUCACUACCACAACAGCCUUUUGAUGCCAGAAGAUCUGGACCGUAUUGUCCGCAACCGCCAUUGCCCUUCCCUUUCUACUGGGAAGGAUCAUUACCAGAAGAUUUCCCGUCAUUGCCGGAGCCCACACAGGACGAAUUCGGCUGUCUCAAUCUCAAUAUUACCGUUCCUCGAUCCAGCCUUGAGGACGACUCGGCAGGAAAACUUCCGGUUUUCUUCUUCAUCCACGGCGGAGCGUUCGUGGGUGGAAAACAGUCUACUCAACUUGCUGGACGCGAGAUCUACGAUGGGACGAAUCUUGUACGCGCAAGUGCAGCUCGAAACCAACCAAUUGUAGUGGUUUCUUGCAAUUACCGUCUGGGACCACUGGGAUUUCUUGCAUCUGAAGAACUUGCGGCUUUCAACAAAGAACACGGCGAGGCAGUCGGCAACUACGGAUUACACGAUCAGCGGCAGGCACUAGAAUGGUGCAACAAAUUUAUAUCCGGCUUCGGCGGUGACGCUGGAAACGUGACCAUCCAAGGUACAAGUGCCGGAGGAAGCUCAGCGCAUUAUUUGAGUAUCUUUCCGGCUCGAAAGUUCAAGAGAGCGAUUUUGGCGAGUGGGACGCUGACAGGCAUCGGCCCCAUGCCCAUGCCUUACCAACAGGAAAAGUAUGCCGCAUACGUGUCCAGACACUCUAAUGAAAACAGUAAGCCAGAAGGAAAUUCAGUAGCAUUAUUGCAAUCUAUACCCGUUGAAGAAUUUGUCAAACCUAUUUCAGCUGGCAUAUACCAUCCAUAUAUCGAUGGCGACUGGAUCCCAGGGGCGACCAUGCAGAGUAUUACCCAUCUUUACAAAGACGAAGCUGCACCAGAUCUUAUGAUAGGCGCUUGCGAUUUUGAGGUAGACGAUAUACCAUCAAUGAAACCCGCACCCGACAACCGGAUGCGUGCAACAAUCUAUGACCUUGCAUCAUCCAACGGCAUGAUUGUCUCUCCAGAAACAUUUCCAGACGCACAUCCCAGUGUCACGGAAGCGUACGACCUCACACCCUAUCUUAAGCAUCCUUCGUCUGGAAUGUACAAGUGGGCAGAAUUGUUGGCCGAUGUGGCAUUCAGGGUUCCGCCCCUGCAUAUCGCAGCCCACCACCCUGCCAACGUCCUACUCUAUGAGAUUCGCUGUAAAAAUCCAUAUGAAAAGUGGGCUUGGUCAUUCGGGCGUGCCAAUCACGCCGUGAACGACGUGUUUCUCUUUGAUGUGGCUUCAGAUCUGGUGUCCAAGGAACUGCAAGGUCCGCAUGCAGGCAACGUGGCGCAGAUUCGAGCUGCGUGGUUGGACUUUUGUUAUGGAAAACUACCAUGGUCACCGUAUCGGCACCAGGACAGUAGACUAGGUCCGGUGCAUGUUUUUGAGCAUGGAGAAAAUGGUAGAGAUGCUGAGAGUUUGGAAGAAGCUGUGGGUGAGACUAUGGCGGCACAGUGGAGAGCAGUUUUGAAAGCAAACGAGCGAUAG